AUGGGGAUCUCUAGAAAGGUUCUGAAUCGCCCUAAGAAGCGAACUCUUGUUCGCUGGGAUGAAAAUCUCAAUGAGCUCCUUCUUCUCACGGUCCAGUCUGUGUGUAAUCAGCUGGGAGUCAAAAUCCCAUGGGCAAAUGUUGCAGAGACAAUGGGGAACAAUGUCACUGAAGGUGCUAUCGUCCAACACCUCGCCAAGCUUCGAACUCGCCGCAUUGCUGCCAAUAAAGAGGUCCCUCCGCCUCUUCGUCGGGGUGGCAGUGGUACCAUGGCCAUAGUCAAAGCCAAAUCUGAGCAGAAAACUGGCAUUGGCCCUUCCAAUGCCAAAGGCAGCGGUAAAAAUAAAGGAAAGGAUCGCGAAAGCCUCUCAGAUGAAGACGAAGUCGCCGGCCUUCCGGAGACAUGGGAAGAAUCAUCUGACGAGGAGUAUGGUAAAAGACGCCGGUCCAAAACAAACAAGUGCGGUCAGCGAAAGAAAGCAAAGGCCAAGUCAGCUGGGACUGUCAUCAAGAUAGAAGACACAGAGGCGGACACGGACAUGGACGAUCUUAGCGAUGGAGUCGUUGGGGUUGGGGCGCAGUUCCUGAACUUUUCCAAUAACCGGGAGCUGCCCUCAAGCCCAGUGGGGGAUAGUCAGGACGCAAAGCCGAAUAACUCUAAAGUCGUCGUCUUCAGUUUCAAUGAGCGCCGCUCAGGAUUCAAGAGACUUAUCGAACUCGUGGAAGGCGGUAAUGAUUCAGGAGCUCAACAAAGUCAGGCACUGGUCCUAGGUAAUCCUUACGUCCAGGAUCACUAUCAGGAAUCUGAUGCAGGGGCCAAUGGGCUUCAAGAUGAUGGCAUGCUUGGUUUCCAGACCCUCAGUGAUCCUAUCCAGAGUGGUCUUCCAGAUGAGAGCAUGUUUAGCACUCUGUUCAACGAGAACAAUUAUCAUCACUCGCGCCACACAGCAAGCUUCUCGUCCGGCCACCAUGAUUAUCAGAAUAAUUGCAGUAUUGGGGGCUCCGUUCCUAGCCAGCAGGAUCAAGGGACCUUCCUUCCAUAUCCCAACAGCCUCAUAAGUCAAUAUUCCGAUAUGCAGGAUGGUCCAGCACACCCCAGGAUGCUUCCAGAGUCUGUGUCCGCCAACUUGGAUCCAUGGUUAGGCACAGGUCUGUCGCUCAACAAUAACAGCGGACUGGGUUUGGUGCACCGCAGCAGCUCAGCGAGCGAUUCCGGCGAUAAUGCGAACUCAGCUGGAUCUGGAGCUCUUGAAUCGGUUCCGAAAGAGUAUGAAAGCUUCGACGAUGAGGGCUAUGGCGACGUCCACUCCAUGCAUGCCCAGCUCCUGAACCAGUUCAUUGGAUACCCGUUGAUCGGCUCUCCCGACGCAAGUCACUGA
Molecule: messenger RNA, 1377 nt
Organism: Paecilomyces variotii
Lineage: Eukaryota; Fungi; Ascomycota; Eurotiomycetes; Eurotiales; Thermoascaceae
Exons: 2
Coding region: 1-1377 (458 amino acids)
Source: RefSeq, a predicted model, not a curated record